Messenger RNA from Syngnathus acus (greater pipefish), 2996 nucleotides. RefSeq names its product sphingosine-1-phosphate lyase 1 (gene sgpl1). Gene Ontology annotation, molecular function: sphinganine-1-phosphate aldolase activity; pyridoxal phosphate binding. NCBI's taxonomy places the organism in Eukaryota, Metazoa, Chordata, Actinopteri, Syngnathiformes, Syngnathidae. The transcript is spliced from 14 exons. Gene Ontology annotation, cellular component: endoplasmic reticulum. Gene Ontology annotation, biological process: sphingolipid catabolic process; carboxylic acid metabolic process. The record is from RefSeq and is a predicted model, not a curated record. Bases 142 to 1839 code for a protein of 565 amino acids.
CAGUUAGCUUGCAGCUGUGAAUAUGUAGUAGUAGCAUGUAGAUGAGAGCCAAGAUCUCGAGCAGGCGUCUGGUUGGAGGUAACUUCUCUUUGUCGCAGACGAAAAAUAACAAGGUUAUCGGUUGAAAACCGUCUUGACAACAUGGAUUACUGGAGUGCCUUGGAGGUAUACAAGGAGAUGAUGCUCAUCUACCUGGAGGACGUUCGGCGGCUUGUGAACGGGCACUGCAGAGACUUUGAGCCGUGGCAGCUCAUCGGAGUGACGCUCGCCACCACACUGGGAGCCGUGUGGCUUAAAGGAUUCCUCUUCCAACAAGAAAGUCUCCUUUCCAGAAUGAAGAAGCAAUGCUUUCGACUCAUCAGAAAAAUACCCUUCAUUGGCGGCCCGAUCCAGCGUCAACUGAACAAGGCUUUAGACGACAUGUCUGCCGGUCUGUGCACUCUGAAGAAUGGCAUGAGUUACACCAAAAAGUUGCCCUCAAAAGGUCUCUCGCAAAGCCAAGUGUUGGACAAGAUCAGCGAGUACCAAACGUUGAAUGAGUGCCAGUGGCAGAAGGGCUGUGUUUCAGGCGCAGUGUACUGGGGUGAUGAAACACUGACGAAACUCCUGGUCAAGGUUUAUGGCGAUUUUGCAUGGAGCAACCCACUUCAUCCAGACAUCUUUCCCGGUGUGAGAAAAAUGGAGGCAGAGGUGGUCAGAAUGGCUUGCACACUUUUCCACGGCGGACCCGACUCGUGUGGCACAGUGACUUCAGGAGGAACGGAGAGCAUACUGAUGGCCUGCAAGGCGUACAGAGACAUGGCGUAUGAACGAGGUGUCAAAUACCCAGAAAUCCUGGCGCCAAUUAGCGUCCAUGCGGCCUUCGACAAAGCGGCGCAUUACUUCGGGAUGAAGCUUGUUCACAUUCCCCUCAAUAGCAAAACAAUGCAGGUUGACGUCAAGGCUAUGAAGAGAGCCAUCAACAAGAACACGGCCAUGCUCGUGUGCUCAGCCCCUCAGUUUCCACACGGCAUUAUGGACCCUAUUGGAGAAGUUGCCAAGCUGGCCGUACGUUACCACCUGCCGUUGCAUGUAGAUGCCUGUUUGGGUGGUUUUCUGAUCGUCUUCAUGGCCAAGGCUGGCUACCAGCUCCCACCGUUCGACUUCAGGGUAAAAGGUGUUACAAGCAUCUCUGCAGACACUCACAAGUACGGCUACGCCCCCAAAGGUUCUUCAGUGAUUCUCUACAGUGAUAAAAAGUACCGUCACUAUCAGUACUUUGUGGCUCCAGACUGGCAGGGCGGAAUCUAUGCCUCGCCCUCCAUCGCGGGCUCCAGGCCCGGAGGAAUUGUGGCGGCCUGCUGGGCCACCAUGAUGCACAUGGGAGAGAAUGGAUACGUGGACGCCACUCGCAAGAUCAUCGGCGUGGCGCGCAAAAUUAAAGCAGAGGUUCGAAAGACGAAAGGCGUGUUUGUGUUCGGGGAUCCCGAAAUUUCAGUGGUGGCGAUCGGCUCGGAUGAUUUUGAUAUUUUCCGUCUGUCCAACGCAUUGACGUCAAAGGGCUGGAAUCUGAACACGCUUCAGUAUCCAUCCAGCAUCCACAUUUGUUGCACAGUUCUGCACACCCAGCCGGGUGUUGUGGAGCGCUUUGUUGGCGAUAUCAGAGAACAGGUUGCCAUCAUUAUGAAGAACCCCAAAGAGAAAACCACAGGAAUGGGAGCCAUCUACGGCAUGGCCCAGUCUAUCCCAGACAGAUCCAUGGUAACGGAAAUCUCCCGAGGCUUCCUGGACUGUCUAUACAGCACGGAGGUGCCCAAGUCCAACACCAGCCACAUGAACGGUAACGGCAAAGCCCACUAAAAAAAAAAAAAAAAAAAGGAUCAGGGUUGUUCUCGACUCGCUGCACGCACACGGGAAAUUCGCUCAUCUCCUCCCGGUGCUCUUGAGUUCAGGGUUGACUGGUUGCCUUAUCUUGCAUCACUUCGACAGUUUCUAAAAGCACAAGACGUCCUUUUAAUCACCACCGGAGGAAAAUGACUCCAAGAGACUGGCUGGUGUUCAAAUAGAUUGAAAUCAUGUAGUGAAUGUGUUUGUGUCAUUAGAUUCAUUUCAAUAUUAAUUAUCCUGCAUAGUCUGAAUAUUUCAAUUUGCUGCUGUCAUUUCUUUUUUUUUUUUUUUUUUGCUGAUGACGCAGCAAAAAAAAAAAAGAAAAAAAAAACACCACUGAGAGCUUGUGAAACAGGAUCCAACUGCAUGAGUAUUUUUUUUUUUUUAUGUAAAAGCACUGCAGUGGCUGGGCAGGAACAAAUCAGAUUCCUAUUCAAACCACUUGAUAGUACCACUUGCUCAUCCUGUAUGUACUCUUACGGCAUCACUUGAUAGCACUUCAUGUCAUUACUUUCAAUUCCUCUUUUGUAGUUGGGACUUCAAAUGGGUUUCAACCAUGGGAGCAUUUGAUAGUUUUGAAGUUGAACAGCUAGUGUAACCAAAGCUGUACUGGUUGUCUUCACCUUUCACUAACCCACAUUUAAAAGAUUGUUGCUGUUUGUGCUCAAGUGCUUGACUUCACCUGUGGAGUCAGCCACGUUUUGAUAAUUGUCCUAAUUUAAUCUACCUCAAUUUGUACUUGUAGUGCAAACCUACAAAGCAAACUUUUAUUUCUAAAAGUGUCGCCUGUUUAACACUGUCAUGACAUUUGAUGUAGAAAAAUAAUUCUAGCGAUCCGCCAUGAUUGGGGCUAUUGAUAAGACAUUUUCACGUGUGCACUCAAAGGACCACGUUUUGUAUUCAUGGAAUUGUUUCUCUGUUUGUGCAAUAACUGUGUUAUGGAAUGAUAGAAUAGGGACUGUUGCGUAAUAACGUUUAACACGAUAUAUUCAUGUUAUUGAUAGCUUAUCAGGCCAGUGGGUGUUUGUAUUCUCACAAAUGUUUUCAAGACAUGAAUGUUUUUACAUGUUUGAGCUGCACUCCUAUCAGGGUAGUAAUGUUAAUUCAGAUUGUGCCUGGUUGAAAAAAAA